Molecule: messenger RNA, 1169 nt
Organism: Cuscuta campestris
Lineage: Eukaryota; Viridiplantae; Streptophyta; Magnoliopsida; Solanales; Convolvulaceae
Source: the annotation of a GenBank genome assembly
UCCCCCCCCCCCCCCCUCUCUAUCUCCAUCUCUCUCCCUGUUCAUAAACCCUAACUUCCUCAUAAUUUCCUUCCCCGACAUGGACGAACAAAAGGACGAAAUCGUCGACGAGUUCACAACCGACGAUUCGAGCUGGGCAGCGCUCGGAGGAGGCUGCGAUUCCGACGGCGCUUACUUCUUCGGCGGCGUCGGGAAGGACGACGACAGCAACGUACUCGGCGACUUCGGCUGGAGUUUCCAGGCGGAUCACGGCAGGAUCGGAUCUGAUUUUGCGGGAAACUGCUGCAGCGACAGACGUCGUCGAGCUCCGAUGACGACGCGCCGGAGAAGUCCACCGCAUCCGGUGGAUCGAGAUCGCGGCCGCCUGCAGAAUCAGCAUGCAAAGGGAAGAAGAAGGGGCAGGCGGAUGAGACAACCUCGCUUUGCCUUCAUGACUAAAAGCGAAGUCGAUCAUCUUGAAGAUGGCUAUAGGUGGCGGAAAUAUGGCCAAAAAGCUGUUAAAAACAGCCCCUUUCCCAGAAGUUACUACCGUUGCACGAAUACAAAAUGCACCGUGAAGAAAAGAGUGGAGCGGUCAUCGGAAGACCCGACGGUUGUGAUCACAACGUACGAAGGGCAACACUGCCACCACGCCGUGGGGUACCCCAGAUGCGGCGCCGCCGGAGGAUUUAUGGGCGACCCGGCGGCGGGAUAUGUGGGCCACCCAUACACGUUGAACUCGCAGUUCUACCUCCCAACUGGGCUCCACCAACAAUUCCCUCAAGAUGGGCCGUCCUCUCUGGGCAUGUUGUCGCAUCAGAACCGGCCCGACAGUAAUAGUAGUGACAAUGGGGAGCCCAAUCCGGAUUCGUUCUUAUUGGGCCAUGACCCGCCACCACCCGAUGAAGGCCUGCUUGGGGAUAUGGUGCCGCCUGGAAUGCGAAACAAGUGAAAACUUUUACUUUUACUCCGUAAAACUCCGUAUGAAGGUACAGUCAUACCCAUGUAUUGUAUGAUAAGAUUUUUUUUUGAAGAACUAUAGUAAAAAAAUUCCUUAGAUUAAAAUGCCUUAAUCUAGAGUUAAAUAUAUAAAAGUUACCAAAUAGUAGUAUUUAACAUAACGUAUGAUUAUUUGAGUUAAUGUAAAGUAUAAAAAAUACUCUAAGAGUUAAUGAAAAUUUCAAAAAAUG